CGCGCGGCCUGGCCUAUGGGCGCCGGGCUGCCCGUGAGUGGCUUUUCUGCCUGUCGCUGAAGGAAGGGAGGCCGGUUCAGUCAUGGCGGCGUUUCUGAGGGUUCUGGCUCUGGCUUUCUUGGCCGUGCUGGCCGGCUCCGGCGUCGGAGGGCAGAAGAAGAAGGAGGUGAGUGGGACUGGCUGGAGGAGGGCCGAUGCGAUCGCGAUCCAGGCGGGGAGGAGGAGAAGGAGAGGGGCACACCGAGGUCAUCCAACCGCCCACCUUUCUUACUCUCAGGGCCCAACUUACGGAGGCUCGCCAACAACUGUUUGCUAGGCCCGCAGUUAUCCUAGGAAGAGCUGUGUGUGUGUGUGUGUGUGUGUGUGUGUGUGUGACGGACUACAGGGUUGCCGAGCAUGUGCAGAGUGCCGCCCCCCCCGCGCCUCAAGCACUUUGCAUCGCUUAAUCGCCGCUCGUCUCUCCCACUGCAGUCCUGUGGGAGUCUUCGCCCCCCUCAGGCUGCUGCUGUUAAGUUGCCGCCGCAGAGAGUUCCUUGGUGGAGAGAUGGAUUCAUAACAAGUGAUGACGAUGAUGAAGAUUAUAAUGAAUGAAAAAGUUGUUGGCUGCGCCUUCAGCUGCUGCCAGUUACACUGCAGUAGCAUACGUUUCGCCUAAUUUAUGCACGACCAGGCUGCAGCUAUAGGCGCAAGCGAAUUAGUGCCGCCAGAUUUUAGCAAGAGAUACCUAGAAGAGGGCAUGUUUUCUUGUCACGUAGGGUAAACGACGGGCGCUGCCUGCGCUGAGGAGGAGGAUCCGACGGUUAUGACUCUUAGUCAGGCAGUGAAUGGCAGGCGAUGAGGGAGAGAACUGAGAAUGGGGCAGCAUCUAAGGGUGCCUUGGCAUGUCUAUGCAGACCGUAUGUUGUGUGGCCAAGUUCAUGGAAUCAAAGGCUUGUUGCUGGUUGCAUUAUCUGAAUGCUGUGAACAGGCCUAGUGUACUCCAUAUAAUCUGGACAUCUUCCGUGGCCUCUGACCACGGGCUGAUGGGAGUUGUAGUCUGCCAACAUCUGUAGGACACGAAGUUGCAAGCAGCACUGAGGAAGUGAAUAUUCACCUUGAUUUAUCAAUGGUAGUUGCUGUAAAGAAAUGGUACUGGGAAGGAGAUGAAAUGAUAACAUACUGGAAAGGCUAAAGAGAAGACAUCAGUAUUCCAUUCUCAGUCUCCCAACACGGCUUAGGAGCUGGGUCUGAUUCUGGGAUCAUGCAGCUAAUACAUAUCAUUUAAAUGUCAUGCAUGGUUGUUCAGAUUAAGCUGUGGCAGCUUAGACUCCUAGUAGAAGACUUGUUUAACAGAAACUGUUUUCUUCCUUCCAAUUUUAUAUUUUAGAUGGUUCUUUCAGAAAAAGUGAACCAGCUGAUGGAAUGGGCUAGCAAACGGUCGGUAAUUCGACUGAACGGUGAUAAAUUUCGUCGUCUUAUAAAGGCACCACCAAGAAACUACUCUGUGAUUGUUAUGUUCACUGCGCUUCAGCCUCACAGACAAUGUGUUGUGUGCAAGUAUGGAUUUAAAUUACUUGAAAAUUCAUUAUUACAGAAAACCUUGUAUGCUUUUUUGUGUCACAGUAUUUCUUCUUUGUUUUAUCUUUUUUACUUCAAACUUAUUCUGUUGUACUCAAGGGAAAAGCACCAUGCUAGCAUUCAAAAAAUCAGGUGACCAAAAGAUUGUUAAAGUAGCAAUUAAUCAUUGUGAUAUUUUGAAAAUAAUUCUUUUAGAAAUGAUAUAAAGUCAUACACAGGGAGUUGCUUUUUAAGUUAAAAGUACUAUACCUGCUUCUUAUGAAGAGAAUUUGACAGAAAGAACGUCUCUUCAAACAAUUCAUGUAGGUAUUGUGCUUGCUAAACCUUAUUCAAGCACCUGAUUCACAGACCAUCAUCUUUAAUUGACUUAGCAUUUGGCAUCAGAGACUUAAAUUCUACCUGCGCACAUCUGAAGUGCCAACCGUAACUGGUUUAGCAUUUACAGUGGUGCCUCGCAAGACGAAAUUAAUUCGUUCCGCGAGUUUUGUCGUCUUGCGAUUUUUUUCGUCUUGCGAAGCACGGUGUCGGGAAAGUUUUGGAAAAGCUUCAAAAAUCACCAAAGUCUUUAAAAACCUCAAAAAAGGCUACCACCCCGUGUUUUGUGAGUUGCUCCUCGAAGUCAAGUCGCAACUGUAUUAACAGUGUUAAGAAAAAGGAAACAAACUUGCAAGACGUUUCCGUCUUGCUAAGCAAGCCCAUAGGGAAAAUCGUCUUGCGAAGCAGCUCAAAAAACAAAAAACCCUUUCGUCUAGCGAGUUUUUUGUCUUGCGAGGCAUUCGUCUUGCGAGGUACCACUGUAGCAUUAAAGAUUUAAAUUCUUCUUACUCACACCUGGAGUGCCAUCUGUUCUCAAAUUAUAAAAAUAUUCUCAAAGAAAUGCUCAUUGACAUGAGGGAUCCAGCUAAAGACAUUAUUUAUUGAUACUACAUUAACUGAGACUGAGGGGUGUGGGUCUUUGAAUCCUACUAUAUAAAAGGCUUUCUCCAAAGAAAGCAAAAUUGCAACUUUGUGGGAACGCCAGGAAGUAUAUGCAUCCCUGUCAGUUCAGAUGCUGUUCUUUUGUAGUGGUGACUUGUGGCUGUAUGAUCAUUGCUGCUGUUCAGGUUUCUUCUUACAGCUACUGUGAAAGUGUGGGCUUACAUUCUUGAAACUUCUGAUGGGCUAAAUGCUUUUAAAUCUUGACAUGGUUAGAUGCUUGAACAGCACUUUCUUACAUUUUUGUAGGCAAGCUGAUGAAGAAUAUCAGAUUCUGGCAAACUCAUGGCGGUACUCAAGUGCAUUCACAAACAGGAUCUUUUUUGCCAUGGUUGAUUUCGAUGAAGGCUCUGAUGUAUUUCAAAUGGUAAUGUGCUUCUUGCGUAGUUAUACUUGUGGAGUAGGAUUAAGAAAAAGAUGUGCGUUACUGUUUUGUUUCUAAAAACAGUUUAUACUUACUGGGGCAUCAGUAACAUAAACAUACUUAAUAUUACUCUAAUAUUUAGGAUUGCACAUUAAGUAAUAACUUGCUUCUUCAGAGCAUUUCAAACUAAGUGGAGUGGGAGGGAAGAAAUAAGCUUUUCUGGUAACCUGUAGUACAACUACUGGUAUUUAUGUGAGACAGUGGAGUUUGCAACAUAGACCUAUGUGUCUUGGUUCACAAGUUAUGUCUGGAUAACUUCAGAAUCUGAGCUCCAUUUCAGAGCAUGGAUUUUAGGUAGCAGCUCAACAGACAAUUUGAGUGACAGUACAUUUCUUUGUGUUUCUUAAAAAAUACAGCUCAACAUGAACUCUGCUCCAACCUUCAUUAAUUUCCCACCAAAAGGGAAACCGAAAAAAGGUGACACAUACGAACUGCAAGUACGAGGUUUUGCUGCUGAACAGCUAGCCCGUUGGGUUGCUGAUAGAACUGAUGUCAAUGUAAGUAAAGGCCAGAAUUCAACUUCUAUGCAGUGUUUUGCUUCUAACUGUAAUAUAAAGAAAUAUAUUAUUGUUCUGUUGCCUCAAAUAGCAGGACUGCCACACGAAGAGAACAAGUUCAUGAGCACUUGUCCAUCUUUUCCACCAUAUGCAUACACUCAAUACAAUUAUUUCUUUUAAACCAGUACAGUUUACUUAGUCUUAUUUUGGUGCUCUAUGAAAUCAUGUUUUCCAUGGUGGAUGGAGAAAGGGUCGGUGGGUUGAACUGUUAGAUAUUUUUAUGGAGAGGCAAUUUUGUUGUUUUCUGUGUUUCCCAGUUGUCAUGAGCAUCCUGGUAAAACUGCUAGUGAUUGGAGUGUCUUUUUAAACACACUUCUGGUAUAUUGUCAUGUCACUUUUCAAAUUAUUUUCAGGGCAUUCUAAAAUCCAGCAACAACCCUUUGCUAUGGUUUUUGUAUUAUUCUUGCAGCUUAAUCCUAUCCUUAAUCUUAUAUUAUCUGGGAGUAAGGCCACUGUGUUCGGUGGGAAUUGUUUCCAUAUAAGUGUGCAUGUAAUAAAUGCAGCUUUAAAUUGUUUAAAGGUUCUUAUUAGAGAUCUGUGGGCAUCUGCACCAUUUACCUGUAAGGUAAGAUUGACUGCAACUUGGAGCAGGAGUACCUCAGUGGUACAUCUCAGUUUGAAAUGCUCACUUCAUUGUGGUCUAAUACUCCGUGCUAUUUCUGAGGUUUUGUACACAAGAUGAAACAUUUUCUUUUUAAAGCAGAUGUUUUUGUAAUGUGCUUCCUGGCUAUAGUUUAAUUGUAACCUACAGUGGUGCCCCGCAAGACGAAUGCCUCGCAAGACGGAAAACUCGCUAGACGAAAGAGUUUUCCGUUUUGGAGGUGCUUCGCAAAACGAAGCUCCUAUGGGCUUGCUUCGCAAGACGAAAAUGUCUUGCAAGUUCCUGCGGUUUUUUCCCCCUCCCCCCCCUUUUUCUAAGCCGUUAAGCCGCUUAUCUGCUUAUCCGAUAAGCUGAUAAGCCGCUAAAAGCCGCUAAUAGCGCUAAUCCGCUAAUCCGUCAAUGGGCUUGCUUCGCAAGACGAAAAAACCGCUAGACGAAGAGACUCACAGAACGGAUUCUUUUCGUCUUGCGAGGCACCACUGUACUUUGAGGUAGCUUAUGAGAACAACAGAGUGUAAUGUAAUUAAAAUAUUGAAAUUAUUUGUAUACUUCAGUGUUACUUCUCAAAAGCAAUUUUCCGUAUGGAACACUUUAGAUUUUUUUUUAGAAGUUGAAGUAGCUUUGCUGCAUUCUCAAAAACUUACCUAUCCCUCUAGUAGUAAAACUGUUCAGGAAUUAUUGGUGCCUAUAUAUUUUUGUACAGAAUUCUUCCAGUUUGCUUUAAUGUGCAAACUGUUUUUGACUUUCAUAGAUCCGUGUGAUAAGGCCUCCAAACUAUGCUGGGCCCUUGAUGUUGGGGCUGCUCCUCGCUGUUAUCGGUGGCCUUGUGUACUUAAGAAGAAGCAACCUGGAUUUUCUGUAUAACAAGACAGGCUGGGCUUUUGCUGCUUUGGUAAGCAAAUUAUGUUGUAACCACUUUGUUUCCUCUUUUCUCCUCAGGAUCCCUCUCCCAACCUUCCUCAUCACUUGGCCUAUUCUUUGCAUGCAUCUACUGUGAUCUGGCUGUAUUGUUUUUCAGUUUAAAAAACAGAUUGUCAUUCUGGUUUUUAGUAACAGUUUCUUUUCCACUGAUUCAGAUGGAAGGGCUGCUGUAUCUUGUCCCCCAUUCCUGUCAGCAUCGCCCUUGAGCCAGUGCCACCAACUGGACUCAUCCACUUCAGCCCCGACUGGGCUAGGCGAGCUGGGUAGCACUUCCAGAGACCACCUUCUGCACAGGAACAGGUCAAAGUGCUGUGGACUCACAGCUUAGAGUUGUGAGCACCGAAUUCACUCCAAGAAGAAGACAGUCGUCGCACAGCAGAGUAUAGCAUAGCAUAAACGACUCGGAGAGCAGCUCUGUAGAAUAUCUUCUUUAUUCUAUCUACAACUAUAAUACACAACUAUAUACAGAGCUAAAUGAGGUCUAAACGAAAAAUGCUGAACUGCACUGAGUGUCUGCAGCUGCUCUUAGCAGCAACCUUAUCUAUACACACGAUCUCUAACACUCAAUCUCUCUCUCUCUUUGAUGUGAGGCUGGAGCGAAAUAAGUAGAGAGCAGAAAACCACCCCUCCUCUCUGGAGAAUCAGCAGAUUCUUGGAUAUGGGAGGGGUGAAAUCUACUCAGUUCCAGGGGAGUAUUAGCAAACAGGAUGGCUUUGGAUCCUGAAGAUCCACUGCCAUUUCUAGAAAAUCCCUUCUUGUUCUCUCCAGCGUCAGAGUUCUGAUAUCAGAGUGAUAAUGGCUGUGGACCUUUCUGCAGCUUCAUAGAGCAGGUAUAUGAGGUCAGAUCUUCUUGUCUGAGGUUGAACCUCUCUAUCCUUUGAGAGGGAAAUCAGGAGAAUACUAUUCUUCCCCCACUCCCACCCCUAAGAUUGUGGCAAAAGGUUUUUUGUUUGCUUGUUUGUAAAUUGUUGUGAGUUUACAUUUUAAAGGAAAUAAAAUAGCUUCAUUCCCUUAGUGGGAGCUCUUUUAUUUGAGGAAAGAUGCAGUUGUGAAAUUACUGUUUUCUGUUGGAUUAAAAAAAGGGUUUUAAUUGCUUUGCUUGGGGCAUGUUCAGUAUUGGCAGCCACUUGUGGACAGGAUGCUCUUGGCUAUGUCACAUGAUUGUGUAAUAUGCAAUCAUGAUGUGGGCAUAAAUGAAAUAUGAACUCAUUUUGAGGAUUCAACUAGGGCACAGGCUCAGAAUAUAUCUGAAAUUUAAAGCUUUGGGGAAACAGUGGAAACAAAUUAAUGACCAGUAUUGUUUGAGGUCACUUAAAAGGUGAGCAGUGUUUGAAUCAGGGAUGUCUUUCUUGGUGCUUACAAGUUUACUGAUUUCUCAACGUGUUGUUUCCAGUGUUUCGUUCUGGCAAUGACAUCAGGGCAAAUGUGGAAUCACAUCAGAGGGCCACCAUAUGCUCAUAAGAAUCCCCAUACAGGUCAAGUGGUAAGUGAUCAUUUAAAAAACAAACAAACAUCAAAACUCCAGUAUAACUUUUUAAAUAUGUUAACAUGUCUUUCAGCAUAUACUCCCCUUCCAAGUUCAUUUGUAAAACUCUAAAACACAUGAAAAUACAACCCCCAUCCCAUAAAAGCAGCAGCUACUAAGUAUUUUUUCAUGUGUCAAAGUGUCAAACAACUCAACCACAGACUUCAAUUAAUGUUUCUCAAGAGGCUUUCUAAGGACCAGCAGAGUGUCUCUCUGGUUCCAAAGAGUUCCAGAGAUUCCCACCCUGGGAGAAAGCACUAUUCCUUGCACUCACACAAUUUAAUAGCUCUUGGUUGAUGGACCAGAGAGCAGGGCUCCUGCUUGGGCAGGCUCAUACAGGUAUAGGUGGUCCUUUAGACAACAUAGUCUCCAACGAUUUAGGGUUCUAAAGGCCACAACCAGCUCUGAAUUGAGUCCAGAAGCAGAGGGGUUGUCAGUGUAACUGAUACAGGAUAGGUGUAUUCAGAACAGGAGGUACAGAAUAUGUAACAGAUACAGAACAGGAGCAUUCAGAAUAGGUAAUACAUUUUUUACUGAAGUGUGUAGAUUAUUGUAGCUAGUAUACAUUUCUCUCCUCCUGAAUCUUUUUUGGCCACACUCUGCCUGUUAAAGAGGUCCCUGAUUAGGCAUAUUCCUUCCUUCAAUUUAUUGUUAAAGGUUCUGUCUUUCAUACCUGUAGCCCUCUUAAAUGUGAAACUGAGAGUUGCUAGGCUGUGCUAACAGUGAAAAUAUUGUGGUUAUUUUAAGCAACACUUCAUUGCUUUCGGAUUCUCACAAACUGUUGGUCACAGUAAUGCUUCUAAAUCUCGCAUUUUCAGUUUUAAAAAUAUAUACGUUUUUGCCUCCUAUUUACUUUCACUACAUACUGUUCAAUUCAAAAUUUAUGUAUCCUGUAUUUGUUUGUAUUCAACUUGGUUUUGCUCAGAGUUGACCCACUGAAAUUAAGGAACGUGAUUAAAUUAUGCCCAUUAAUUUCAAUGAGUAAGACUGAGUUCAGUGCCACCCCAUGUUUAGUAAACGUGCAGAAGCACAUUGAACUGAGUUUUCUGUUUGAAAACUUGCAAAGGUUUAACAUGGGGACCUUCUUUAUAAGUCUACUUUAAACCUUGAUCAGGAGAGUUCUGUGGUUAUUUUGGCACAUGGCUGGCAAUCAGAGCUCCUGCAUGAAGCAGGAUUGCCCUCUGUCUCCCCUGCUUUUUGUGCUGGCCCAGAUGUUUAGCAAGUUGCUGCGAGUUUUAAUCUGCCACCACAUCUCUACUUAUUUAGAUUCAUACCAAGAAUGAUUGAAGACUGGAAAUUUUUUAAAUUGGCAAAACAUGAUUCUAACAUUUAUACAUAUAUACAAUGAAAGCCUUGUUUGCCACACAGAGUAUUAUUUCAAUUGACUUCACAAGGGGGUGAGACAGUACGUAAUAUUGGAUGGUGUUACACCAUGUGACCUCUGCACGGUGAUAUCAUGGACUGGCUGGCUGAAGGGGAGUGGUGGGUGGCACCAGCCAGGGAACCCCCAAUGGGAACCUUAGAGCAGGAAGGCUCAGAGCCAGGGGAUUGGUGGUGGGAUGCUGAGGAGAGGUCAGGGGGAGAGGCUUGGAAGGAAGGGCUGGAUGUUGAAGGUGCAACAGGGUUUAGCGAGUAGGAAGUGUUGGUGACAGGGAGCAGUUCAGACUCCGAGGCUGAAGCAGAGGAGGGGAGUCAAGAGGCUGCUGAAGAAUCCAGGGACCCUCCCUCUCCUGCUGCAACAAGCUCCCCUCCUUCUUGGUCUCCAAGAAUAUGCAGAAUAAUGAGGAGGCCAGAACAGAGACCAGAGGCACGCUUGGGAAAUAUCUGGGAGAGGAGGAGCCUCAGAAAGGGCGCAAGGCAGGGAUCUUCAGUCCUGGCAACUGCUCCAUAGCGCUGAUACCUGCUGGGAAAUGUUGCUGAGCUGUAUAAAGUUUAAUUGACUAACUCUUUACUAACUUCACUAACAAUGAAGCCUUGCGUCUUUCGUACUGACUUGCAUCUGCCUCUGGCCCUGACAAGUAUGAAGUAUGAUCAUAUCUUGUUAUGUUCCAGGGACAGAACAAAAACAUAUAUGUCCGAACACCCCUGGAACCACCCCUGCAUGAGCAAUUUUACCUCCCAGAGCUGGUGCGGUGAACAGGUCUUACCCCCACAAACAAGGCAGAGAGCUUUUAUGCUCUCCUACUUGCAUAUUGGGCUCUGGGAGGCUCUCUUGUUGCUUCUGGGAGGCUCUCACAAGAUCUGAGUUCCCACAAGAUCUUGUGAGAGCCUCCCAGAGCUUGGUAAGCAAGGUGCAGAGCUUAAAAGCUAUUUGUGUGCCAGGAAAACCCAGAACAAAAGGAGCUUUUAAGCUCUCCAACUUGCAUGCAAUUAAUUUGCAGGCUUUCAACUUGCCAGCUUUCAGCUACAGAGGUUGAAAUUGUGCUAGUUAAUUGUGUGCAAGAUGUGAUCAUACGGUAUUACUAGUAAUCCAGGGAUUGGACCAGCUGCGUGGAUACAAAUCAAAUGUAUUGCAAAUUGUAGUUCCUAUAGGGAAAAUCCAGUUUUGUAAAAAUGCUUAUUCAGACAUAAAAAAAUCCGUUUUUGGCAUCUUAUUUUUGGAUUUGGAGGUGGUGGUAUGCCAAACAAGUACCCUCCAAUUUUCUCACUGGUGUUUCAUCUGGUUAGAGAAAAAGCCCAAGGAACUUCUAUAAUCUUUGGUUUAUUCUUAUUUCUUAGGUCAACAAAGGAACAUGGAUAUAGGCCUCUGAAAACACAUGGAAAGGCAUUUUAAUAUAAUUAGACAGGGACCAAUCGACCCAUAUGCUCAUUUUCAAUGGGUAUCAUUGGGGCACUUUGUAUGGUAGGGGGAAGAGGUAUAAUUUUAUUUUAAGUUAAUUUCUUAUUUAUGCAAAACCGAUAAACUUUUUUUAAAAAAACAACUUCAGAAGCCAAACACUGAUAGUAAAUUCAUCUGAAUACACUUAAAUGGAAGUUGCACACUUCUUAAAGGAGGAUAAGGAGUGUGUGUUAGAAAGACCAGUAACCUUUUUAGUUGGGUCCUGUUGCUCCUUUGCAUAUCUUAUACUUAGGGAGAAAGUGAAACUGCAUUCCUUGGAAGCAAAUCUUUUAUGCAGUUUUGUUAGUUGUCGUCUUUAAAGUGCAUAUAUGCAUUUCAUAAACCAACUGGAUAGAUUUCCCUUUUGCUGGGAGGUAUGGUAUUUUGGGUUAUGGCUCCAACCUCUGGUCAAGGCACGUGCAAACACUUUGGAAAAAGGCUAUAACAACCAUGAUGCUCCAGUAAGCAGUGGUUCCCAGGGGGUCUGUGGCACCAUUCACAUAACAAAAAGCACUAUAGAGAGAGCAAAAUUUCCAGAAGUAGGGGUCCAUGGCUUGGCUUUUGAAACAAAAGGGGUCCACAGAACUUAAAAAAUUGGGAACCGCUAGUUCGCUCCUCUCUUGGUCAGAUUAGGUACAAUUGAUUCUCUCCGACUCUCUCUUUGGCUCUUGGGUAGAUGGAAUUGCUGAAAGAGUGCUCUUCCUUGCUUUUUGAGACUGUUAUAGGUGACAGUAACAAUGCAGUCUCUAGUCUAGGAGGACUGGGCUAUUGCCUUUGUAGGUUAAAGCCAGCAUUUUAAAUGUAGAAAGCAAUCGCUGUUACACAUCCUGAAAUAUUGUUGUAGUUCCUGGCAAGAGAUGGACCAUCACAUGGAGCAUUAGCUGACCUGAGAAGGCAGGUACCACAGUAAUAUGCUCUAGGAAUAUCUACUGAUUGGAACAGUUUUGCAGUCAGCAGAAUCCCUUUUAAGUAAGUCUGGAGACUGAGUGAACCUGGCUUUUCAUCCCCAUGUAGAUCUGUGUGUGAGCAUGUGCAAAUUUAGAUCAGGAAUCUUAUAAUCAAAUAUGAAAUAAUCAAAACUGCAUAUUUUUUUUAACCCUUUUCUUGCAGAGCUAUAUCCAUGGGAGCAGUCAAGCUCAAUUUGUUGCUGAAACACACAUUGUUCUGUUGUUUAGUAUCCUUCUUAACAACAAAUACUUAAGCGUGAAAACCUUUUGACCAGAUCUAGCCAAAGUUUCCUGGGGCUUGCAUCAGUGACUUUGCAACCUUCUAAAGAAAUCAUUGAUCAGAUCAAGCAAGUAGUUGCUGAAUUCUGAUGCCAGUCAGGUGUGGUUAUCUGAAUGGAAAACCAUUGUAACUGCUAGAUUUUCAUAUAGGUGGUAGCCAACUAUGUUAAGAGUAGACUCAGUGAAAUGAAUACUGUAGAUCUAAAUGUGUGUCCAUUAUUUUCAGUGGCUCCUCUCUCAGUAGGACUGCUGUUAUUUUUAAGGACAGACAUGAUUAGGAUGUUUGUACUUUUACCUCUUGUUAUAAACAUUCCUGGGGGUUAUCUAUAUAAGUUUAAGCUUUUAAUUGUAACUUCAAAGCGGCACAGAGUGUGCAUUUCCCUCUCUAUGCUUCUUGGGUUUGUUUCUGUUAGUACAAACUGAAAAUGGCAUUGCUUGUGAAGUGGGUUGUAAUCCAUGAAAGCUUUUGACUCAAUAAGUUUGUCUUUAUAAACUGCUUUGAAUUCUUUGAUUUGGUUAACAUUGUGUAACUUAUGCUGCCCGCCCCAUCCCUAAUUCAGUGAUUUCCCCCUCCAGCUCCCCUCACUACUGUCUCUUGCUUCCAAUUGUGCAUAAAAGAUAACAAGUCAGGUGGGGUGGGCAGGAAUCUAGCAAGGUUUUGAGAAUGCAUAGACCUAAAACGUAAUGACUCUUACCCUUCCUCCUUUUUUCUGUAGUUCAACCCAGAAUGCUAGGGCAAGGUUGCUGAGUUCAAAAUUGGCUCAGUCUUGCAAACUCUGCAACUACAGCAAAAGUUAGGAUUUUUCUAAAUGCAUAGCAUUAAGAAACUGGAUAGGAAUGUGCCAUACUGUUGUUCAGCCUGUUGAAGUGGUUUAGCCUUAAACAGCUUUCUCAGAUGCUGGUGUUACUCUUGGGAUGGUGCUCCUGCAUGAAGCUGCAACUUCUGACCUGGAGGUAGUGAAGAGAAAAAGUAAGUACCAGAUUUCGCUUCACCUGGCAGGGAUGGUAGUGUUGGGUUGCAGCGCCAUCUUCUGGUCAAUCCUGACACCACAGCAUUCUCCUUCCUUCCUUCCUUCCUUCCUUCCUUCCUUCCUUCCUUCCUGUGCCUGGAAUGCAGUGUGCUUGCAUUUUUAAACAGGGAAUGCCAGGAUGGAAAAAGCAGGUGUGUGUGUGUCCGUAAAAAAUAUUUUGGUGCUUGGGAAAACUUUCCUCUGGCAGUUGUGUUGUCAGUAAGAAUAGGUUUGUUACUUAUUGCUGGUUUUCUAAGUUGUAUGGCCUCUUUUGCUCCUUUUGAGAGUUUUCUCACAAAUUAAUUCAGUUGGAACUGCAGUUAGACAAUCUACGUGUGUGGCGCUGUGGUCUAAACCACUGAGCCUAGGGCUUGCCGAUCAGAAGGUUGGCGGUUCGAAUCCCCGCAACGGGGUGAGCUCCCGUUGUUCGGUCCCAGCUCCUGCCCACCUAGCAGUUCAAAAGCACGUAAAAGUGCAAGUAGAUAAAUAGGUACUGCUCCAGUGGGAAGGUAAAUGGCAUUUCUGUGAGCUGCUCUGGUUCGCCAGAAGUGGCUUAGUCAUGCUGGUCACAUGACCUGGAAGCUGUCUUCGGACAAAUGCCGUCUCCCUCGGCCUAUAGAGUGAGAUGAGCGUGCAACCCCAGAGUCGUCCGCGACUGGACCCUAACAGUCAGGGGUACCUUUACCUUUAAGCAUUCUUUAAAUUUCAGUUUCAUGAUUGAUUAUUUUCAUGCUGUUUCGGCAAGCUGACUUCAUUUUGUGAUUUAUUUUCUGCAGUAAUGUGUAUGGCUGGCAUCGGUUUGGUGGUCUUUUUCUUCAGUUGGCUGCUGUCAAUAUUUAGAUCUAAGUACCAUGGUUAUCCAUACAGGUAUGUAUUUUUUGCUAUUUAAAAUCCCUUUAUCCCAAUAAAUAGCUUUUUAAUAGUAUUUUGACAUCGAGCUUCCCUGAAAAAAAAAUUGCAUAGUUUGUUUGUUUGGAUAGUUCCAAACUAUUAAUAAUACUUAAACAGAGAACACGGAACAUGGUGUCACUUUUUUCCUUAAUGAUGUUUUAUGAAGUAACACUAAUGUCUCAACAAAUGAAACUGAUCUGUAGAAAAUGUAACUUGAAAAAAGAGACAUUGCGCAUACUUUAGUAAACCAAGAAAUCUUUAAUAAAAAAAUACAUUUAAAUAAAUAAAUUGAUGUUUUAUGAAGAAUAUGAAUUAGACUGCUUUUUUUAAAAACAAGCAAGUUAGAAGAUAAAUAAACCAGAUCAAGGGAAGCAAGCAUGGCCAUUCAGAAUGCACAAUGCAGUACAUCACAGGGUUAAAACCACAGGGGGGAAUCUUUAUUUUAUAACCAGACAAGACUACCUUUUCUGUUUUGUGAUUAAAGAAAAAACAUACUUUGUAACUUGGGAAGUAUUUGGACAAGUCUCUAAAAUAUGCUAGGCCUACAUGCGGUAUACAAAUGGCAUGCACAGGUUCCUGCCUGCAGAGAGAUUGUCUAAGUGGGACUUGGAGGGAGAGGACCCUGAGCUAAGAAAUCAUCAGCUGCUGUUCUGUUGGCAUGUUUUCUGUCACACUUCCCAAAUGAUGCCAACUAAAAUUUAAAUGCAGCAUAUUCUGAUGCCAAGUACCGUAUUUUUCGCCCUAUAGGACGCACUUUUCCCCCUCCAAAAAUGAAGGGGAAAUGUGGGUGCGUCCUAUGGGGCGAAUACAGGCUUUCCAAGCCGCGCCAGCCUCCGGAGGGUCGCGCAGAGCUGCCUGCCCUCCCGGGCUCCGUGCAGCUCUGCGCAUCGCUCCGGAGCCCGGCGCCAAGCCGCGCUGGCCUCCGUAGGGUCGCGCAGAGCUGCCUGCCCUCCCGGGCUCCGUGCAGCUCUGUGCAUCCCUCCGGAGCCUGGCGCCAAGCCGCACCGGCCUCUGGAGGCUCACGGAGGGCAGGCAGCUCUGCGCGACCCUCCUGCGCCGGGCUCCGGAGGGUUGCACAGAGCUGCCUGCAUUUGGAAGCCUCAGCGCGCCCGGGCUUCGCACAGCUGUCCGCAAGCCUGGGGAGACCGGCGCGGCUCCCUAUUCUUGUGGAUAGCAGGCUCUUCUGGGGGCUGGGGUCAGGGGAAGCUCGGGCUUCCCCCGCGCCAGCCCCGUGCCUGGGGGGGGAAUAUUUUUUUUUCUUUAUUUCCCCGCCCCCCCCCCAAAAACUAGGUGCGUCCUAUAGGGCGGUGCGUCCUAUGGGGCGAAAAAUACGGUACAUUUUACAUUUCUCUAAAAUCAGUGGGUGUUCAAUUUGAGUCUUUAGGAUUUGUGAGCAAUAAUUGCUUAUUUUGAUUUGGUAACCUAAAAAGUGUGUGUUCUCUCUCUCUCUCUCUCUUAGCUUCCUAAUGAGCUAAAGAAUGUUGCAUCUCUGCUGUUUUCCUGAAGCGUGAAAUAUGUGGACCAUGCUACCUCCAUUUGAAAUGAAUAGGAAUGAAACAGUUGCACACCAAACCAAAGAUGUCAAGUGCCUUGACAAUUUGCCCUAAAAGUCAUGGGGAGUACAGUAGUACCUCGGGUUAAGUACUUAAUUCGUUCCGGAGGUCUGUUCUUAACCUGAAACUGUUCUUAACCUGAAGCACCACUUUAGCUAAUGGGGCCUCCUGCUGCUGCCGCGCUGCUGGAGCACGAUUUCUGUUCUCAGCCUGAAGCAAAGUUCUUAACCCGAGGUAUUAUUUCUGGGUUAGCGGAGUCUGUAACCUGAAGCGUAUAUAACCCAAGGUACCACUGUAUUAAGAUACAUGCUCUUUUCGCCAUUUAAUUUAGGUCUAGUAUAAUUUUGCAUCUGGGUUCCUUGUUUCUGAUUAGUUUAAAAGAAAACUAAAUUUUAAUUCUCAGGCGACAGUCCAAAGACCCUCUUUUAGGCAGAUGUUAGUGCCUCUGUGUUAUGCAUAGAGACACCCUGAUAAUCACAGUUAUCACCACUUGUAGCUUCAUGAACUACUGGACUUAUUCAUAGUUCACCUGCGUUACAGGGUGGCUUUUAGCAGGGCAGGAGUGGGGCACAGGGAGGGCUGCUUUGACAAGGGAGGUGCCCCAAAACAGUACAGUGUGUAUGUGCAGCUUUCCAUGCAGCCCUUUGGGCUGUGGCUUUAAGUGUUAUACACACUGCAUUGUAUUUCUGGCACCUACAAGGACUUUACAUUUUGCCCAUAUUUUUCUCCCCCUAUUGCAAAGGACUCACUGCAGAUGCAUUCAGUAAGUCCCUCUUUGUAAGAUGUUCAGCUUCCAGGUGAUCUGAUUCUGUGUUGGGCAAAAGAUUCCUGCAUUGCAGGGGGUUGGACUAGAUGAUUGUCAUGGUCCCUUCCAAUUCUAUGAUUCUAUGAUGACAUUUUUAACCUCGGUUUCUGUGCAGCAUGUUCCAAUGCAGAGCCAACUGGCAAGAGAAGUUGACUCCUUUUUUUUUUUAAAAAGUACAUGACUUGAAAGUGACUUCCAUAAGCCUUUCUCUCUCUCUCAAACCCUGGGAGUAUCUUUCAGUAAUACUGCUGUCAUAAUUAUGAGGGGGGGCCCUGGUUGCAUUCAUUCGCUUUGUAAUCUACACUAGAACUCCUUCAGUACAGUGCAUUGUCCUCUUACUCCAUGCACAGUGCAAAUGCUCAUGACUACCAGAAAGUGUUUUCUGAUGUUGAAACUGUCAUGUGGCCUUGUAGCCCCAGCAGACCUUUGUUCAAUAAAGAAGCAUCCUCAACAAUGUGUGUUAAAAGGUGCACAGCCCGUAUCUGAUUCUCUGUGCAGAGCAGCCUGCUGUAUACACAUUCACCAGCCAGACAAAGUCAGUGUGGUCAGCCUUGAUAGUAUCAAUUCGCUAUUGUGUUAGUCUCCCAAACAAGUGAAUGGCAUUGUUAAAGCUACUGUAUUCAUAUUGCCAACUUGCUAUGGGCUGAAAAUAAGGCCCUGUUCCAGUAUGUUAAUGACAUGCCUACUGUUCUAGGUGCUGCCUCUGUGUGUGUGUGUGUGUGUGUGGUUUGUCGUGCACAGAACUCUUCAGUGCAUUUGAUACUUGGCUCACAGAGCAGUUUUCACAUGGAAGCCUGUCUCUAGGAGUUGAUUUCCAUUGCCAGUUUGGGGCAACAUCUCUUAAAUCUGAACAUACUGCAUGCAGAAUGCAGGGCAAAGCAUCAAACAUGUCAGUGCUUUUGUCAUUGCCUUGUAAUAAUAUUUAACUGCUUUUCUUUACCUCUGAAUGCAGUGGAAAGGUUUGGGGUGAGAGAGGGAAGAUCCCAAUAUGUAUAAUGAAUCUUAGUUGGUGAUUGUAAGCUUUAUAAGAAAGCCUCUGUUUCUUCUGCUUUUGCUGCUUUCCCCAGCUCCUUCCAUGUUCAAUGAAAAUGAUCUGCUUGGUUCUCAUCCUGCAGUCCAUGAGGAUACUAGGAACUGGAUCUAGAAGGAAUCUUAAAAGGAUUCUAGGAACUGUAUUAAUUUGGAACUUCUGCUUCUUGGCUUGAUAACACUGUCUCCUUCAAGGCAGGCCUAAUACUAGGUGUGAUUGACGACAUAGAACAAGAAAAACAUAGUGCUUUUUCUCGAAGGGAGUGGGUAUGGGGAAGGUAAGGGAAAUUAUGUUUCUCAUUAAAAGUUGAAUAGAGGUAACUGCUACUAUACUGAACAAAGUAGUUUUCUCUUAUGCAAAUUUGCUAUAUUUAAUUAUAUUUCAAGUGCCUUAACACCAUUAGUCUAUUUUUUGAUAUUGACUCCAUAAAUAUUUUUUAAAAUGCAUUUUUAUACAGCUCACAGCAUUCAGUUGUAGCAUGGAUAUUGAAAGGACUACAAUGGAUUUUGAACAACUUUCAAUAAAUAUUUUACCUACCCC
Messenger RNA from Podarcis lilfordi (Lilford's wall lizard), 16433 nucleotides. The record is from the annotation of a GenBank genome assembly. NCBI's taxonomy places the organism in Eukaryota, Metazoa, Chordata, Lepidosauria, Squamata, Lacertidae.